Molecule: messenger RNA, 1125 nt
Organism: Selaginella moellendorffii
Lineage: Eukaryota; Viridiplantae; Streptophyta; Lycopodiopsida; Selaginellales; Selaginellaceae
Product: ADP-ribosylation factor-like protein 8a
Exons: 8
Coding region: 447-1001 (184 amino acids)
Biological process (GO): protein transport
Molecular function (GO): GTPase activity; GTP binding
Source: RefSeq, a predicted model, not a curated record
CACAGCUCUGGCACACUCGAGCAGCAAAUUUGGAGCCCAGUGGUGAGUUGGAUUCAACAACGCUGGAGUGGAGGAGCUCCUCACUUCUAAGUUCCCGUCAAGAGGUGUGAUCCAUUUUGUCACUAUGGAACGCGAUAGCCGCGUUUGAAGUUCCGGCCGUACGAUUUGUACGGCCGCGGUCGUGCCACGUGGUGUGGUCCACCUCGCCGUCCAGGGGACACGUGUCGGCACGGCACCGGCCAAGCGGCGGGCUAAAAUUGCCCCUGGGAUUCGCGGGAGGAGGGAAAGAAGGCCGUGCGGAUCGAGCUCGCAUUGCGCUUGUGGAGGUGAUCGCUGGCGGGCUUUGGGGCGCGCGUCGUGGAUUCCGAUCGAAUCGAGGUCUCUGGCGCUCUUGAUUGGCGUGGUCUAGAUCUGUAGCUCAGCCCUAACAGCCCUUUCCAGGCGCAAUGGGGAUCUGGGAAGCGUUCUUGAGCUGGUUGAGAAGCCUCUUCUUCAAGCAAGAGAUGGAGUUAUCAGUAAUAGGACUACAAAAGGCUGGCAAGACGUCCCUUGUCAACUCCAUCGCUACUGGAAGCUUUAGCGAGGACAUGAUUCCUACAGUUGGUUUCAACAUGAGAAAGGUUUCUAAAGGCAAUGUGACGAUCAAGCUAUGGGACCUUGGAGGCCAAGCGCGGUUUAGAAGUAUGUGGGAGCGAUAUUGCCGUGGCGUCUCAGCCAUUGUAUACGUGGUGGAUGCUGCUGACCCGGAAAACAUUCCAAUAGCCAAGAGCGAGCUACACGAUAUACUGAGCAAGCCAUCUCUAAAUGGGAUCCCUCUCCUCGUUCUCGGCAACAAGGUUGACAAGCCCGAGUGUCUAUCCAAGCAAGCAUUCGCCGAAGAGAUGGAUCUUCACAGAAUCCAACACCGAGAAGUCGCUUACUACAUGACCUCUUGCAAGAACACCACAAACAUUGAUGCAGUAAUCGAUUGGCUCAUCAAGCAUUCCAAGAAGAAGCACUAAACGAGAAAGAAAAAACCAAGUGUAGAUACGAGAGAUUCUGGUAUUCUUUUCUGGUGUAAAGCGUUUUUUUUCCUUUUCUCCUGUGUUUCUUCGUGUUUUGUAUAAAUGGUAUUAUAGUAGAUUG